Molecule: messenger RNA, 813 nt
Organism: Mangifera indica (mango)
Lineage: Eukaryota; Viridiplantae; Streptophyta; Magnoliopsida; Sapindales; Anacardiaceae
Product: wound-induced protein 1-like
Exons: 1
Coding region: 278-595 (105 amino acids)
Source: RefSeq, a predicted model, not a curated record
GUUCAUAAACCCAUACCAGUUCUUUCUGGUUUGCCCAUUCCAUCUAAAGGGGAAAUCUUCGUUUUCGUUUUCUCUGUUUCCAGCUUCAGUGUUUCUGUAUUCGCUUUCUGCACUGGCUAACUCUCAGGAAGAAACUCUGGCAGAUUCCAAACUCGAGAACCAACAAGUGGUUCUUGCGCUGUAUGAUGCCUUAAGUUCACGUGACGUACAAACAGUGCACCAGAUUCUAGCUCCUGACCUCGAGUGGUGGUUCCAUGGCCCGCCGACUCACCAGUUUAUGAUGCACCUUCUCACUGGCGCUUCAUCACCCUCUGAUCCUUCUUUCGAAUUCAAACCUCUUUCCAUCACCUCCUUCGGGAACGUCGUUAUCGCCGAGGGCUGUGAUCACAGCCGUCAAAUCUCCUGGGUCCACGCCUGGACUGUUACUGAUGGGAUAAUUACUCAAGUGAGGGAAUAUUUCAAUACUUCUCUUACCGUCACUUGCCUUGGAAAAUCAACGGUAGAGAUUAAUCCCGCGCUUUGCCCGUGCGUUUGGGAGAGUAGCUUCUCCAACCAGGUCGGAAAAUCUGUCCCGGGUCUGGUUCUUGCACUAUAAUUACCUAAGAUAAAACAGCCGUGUGUGAUCAGGUGCAGCCGUGAGUAGAAUAACAUUGUGAGAUAAAUAACAUAAGGACUGCGCGUGUCUGAGAUGUGAGUAGAGUGGUUGGCUUGCUCUUGUGUUUGUUUGUUGUGUUUGGUUGUUUUCAUUGUGAUGGGUAGAGUUCGACCCAUUUGGUGCUUUGAAUGUGCAAUAAAGAUAAAUUUCUUCAAUAA